Messenger RNA from Beauveria bassiana ARSEF 2860, 1050 nucleotides. RefSeq names its product glycoside hydrolase family 16 protein. Gene Ontology annotation, molecular function: hydrolase activity, hydrolyzing O-glycosyl compounds. Lineage: Eukaryota; Fungi; Ascomycota; Sordariomycetes; Hypocreales; Cordycipitaceae. The record is from RefSeq and is a predicted model, not a curated record. Gene Ontology annotation, biological process: carbohydrate metabolic process. Bases 1 to 1050 code for a protein of 349 amino acids. The transcript has 2 exons.
AUGGCCAACUCCCAAUUUCUGUUACUUCGGCUUCUGCUGUUGGCUAUAGCGGCUUGCCUUGCUACCGCAGCCUGCGAAUGUGGCUUCACUACAGCGCAGUCGUCUGCCAGCAACAGCUCUUUGACAUUCACAAAUGCCUUCGAGACUGACUUUACCGCCAUCAAGAAGCCUUCCGAAAUCCGUGGCUGGCGCGGCCAGCAGUACAAUGUGACUGCUGCGCAAGGCCGAGGCCAGUACGGAAAAGCUUUCACCCUUGACAAUAUUGCUGCUUGCCCCAAGGGAAGCCCCAAGAACGAUGGCUGCGCCAACAAUGGCGCAGACGGCAUUACACUCCACGUCGGGGGCCAGCUCUCUGAUGGCGCCGUCACGGCUGCCGAGAUGGCCACAUCGCCAGACAACAUGACUUGGGGCUCCUAUCGAUGCGGGAUGCGUCUAUCCGCUUUCUUCAACGACACGCAAGAGAUUGACAUUGAGUUUCUGUCCCGCGAAUUCGACUUUGAAAACAACAUCUACCCAGUCAAUCUGGUGAUUCAGUCCAUGGCGUCGAUGCAGGCGGGCUACGACGCCGCAAAGUCGGGCAACUUUAAGCGCGCAAAUCUAACCUUUGACCCCACAAACGGCUUCCACGAGUACAGAUUCGACUACCUGCCGGGAAAAGUGCGAUUCUACGCAGACAGCAAGCUGCUCGCCGAAAUGACGGGCGCGGACACGCCGUCGACGGCUGGGCAUCUCGUGCUGCAGCACUGGAGCAACGGAAACGCGCUCUGGUCGGGGGGGCCGCCGACGGUGGACUCGCCGAUUGUCGUGAGUUAUGUCAAGGCCUACUUUAACUCUUCGGAUGCACACGAGACGAACAAAUGGGGAAAAAGUUGUGACGAGGCCAAGGUGGCUACGUGUGUGAUUCCAGACGUGGGUGUCGAGAAUGCAACUACUGGUGGCCAGUUCUUGUCUCGGCAAAACUCGAGCACUGCUUCUGCGCGGCCGCAGCUUGCUCAGGGGUUGCUCUUUGCUCUGUCAUGGGUGUUUGUUUUGAGUGUCGCUUUCUUUUAG